This is a messenger RNA of Lineus longissimus, 10663 nucleotides long. Its product is annotated as kinesin-like protein unc-104. The record is from RefSeq and is a predicted model, not a curated record. The transcript is spliced from 42 exons. Gene Ontology annotation, molecular function: ATP binding; microtubule binding; microtubule motor activity. Lineage: Eukaryota; Metazoa; Nemertea; Pilidiophora; Heteronemertea; Lineidae. Gene Ontology annotation, biological process: microtubule-based movement. Bases 457 to 5934 code for a protein of 1825 amino acids.
GCUCAGGAUUCUGUGACUACGCUGGAUGACGUCGGGUGAAUUGUUUAACUUGAUCGAAAUGGAAAUCUGCCCAAAUGUGUGACGUCUGUGCCUAACUAAAUUGCCUGUCUGUGUGUCGUACUUAAAUAUUACGAUUCUGCGACAAUUUUCGUGUUGUUUAUUUUCUCCAGAUUAUCGUUUCUAGUCAACCUGAACACUAACAAGGAUCUAUAAUCAUGUGAUGAUUAAAUAGUAAAAGUGUUGGUGUCUAUUGACGAUUGUCAUCCACUUCCUAUUUCCAGGAGGACGAUUUUGAAACUUCAGGGAGUGUGUAUUCAGACGUUGGAUUGACUGCCAUAUGUUUAAGUAGAAGACAUAUUUUUGCUCAAAAUGUCUUCGUUUGUUUGGAUUUGCAGGUGAUAUCUGGAAUCGCCAACGAAAUUCUUGAAAGACGGGAAGAAACUGAAACAAAAUAAAAUGUCAUCUGUGAAAGUAGCUGUGAGGGUGCGGCCCUUCAACAAUCGGGAGAUGUCCCGCGAUGCCAAACCAAUCAUAGAGAUGACCGGAAACACAACAACAAUCCAGAAUCCAAAAGCUGGAGCACACGAUCAGAAAGUGAAAAGCUUCAACUUUGACUAUUCCUACUGGUCACACACUGAUGCUGAUGAUCCUAAUUUCGCCUCGCAGAAAAAAGUCUAUGAAGAUAUCGGGAUUGAUAUGUUGGAACAUGCAUUUGAAGGCUACAAUGUUUGUAUAUUUGCCUACGGUCAAACAGGUUCGGGUAAAAGUUACACAAUGAUGGGGAAGGACUCGCCCGGACAAAAAGGAAUCAUUCCGCAGUUAUGUGAAGAUCUCUUUAAUAGAAUACAUGAGCAGACAAACAUUGAUACGUUAUUUUCUGUGGAAGUGAGCUAUAUGGAGAUUUACUGUGAGCGCGUACGUGAUUUGCUCAACCCAAAGAACAAAGGCAACCUGCGUGUGCGAGAACACCCACUUCUUGGACCGUAUGUUGAAGAUCUGUCAAAACUCGCCGUACAAUCUUUUAAUGACAUCAACGACUUGAUAGAUGCUGGGAACAAGGCCAGGACGGUGGCAGCCACCAAUAUGAAUGAGACAAGCAGUCGUUCCCAUGCUGUCUUUACGAUUGUCUUCACACAGAAGAAACACGACCAAGAAACAAACCUUUGCGGUGAAAAGGUCAGUAAAAUCAGUCUCGUCGAUCUGGCAGGAAGUGAGAGGGCCGACUCAACUGGAGCCAAGGGAACAAGACUAAAAGAGGGCGCAAACAUCAACAAGUCGUUGACGACUUUAGGCAAGGUCAUAUCGGCUCUUGCUGAAGUGUCCAAUAAUCGUACAAACACUUCGGCCAAGAAGCGGGGUAGUCGGAGAACUGACUUCAUACCAUAUCGGGACUCUGUGCUCACAUGGCUCCUCAGAGAGAACCUUGGUGGCAACUCAAAAACUGCCAUGGUGGCCGCCCUGAGUCCUGCAGACAUAAACUAUGACGAGACACUAAGCACGCUAAGAUACGCUGAUCGGGCCAAGCAGAUUGUCUGCAAGGCCGUCGUCAACGAGGAUCCAAAUGCUCGGCUUAUCCGAGAACUCAAGGCAGAGGUUGACAGGUUACGGGAGAUAUUGAAAAUGGAGGGGAUAGAAAUUGGAGAAGCGGAUUCGUGUGGGGAUAUAAGCAGCCAAGGUGAUAGUCAGUGUAAUAUACUACCAGGGGUUACUGUCCCUAUGUCCCAAACAAGACAAGACAGUUUCUCCGGUGUCCCGGAUGCGAGGGAGAUCGCACGAGCUCGGAAAGAGUCUGUCAAGAUCGAGGGAGGUGAAGAUGCCAUCGAGAGACUGAAAAUGUCGGAAAAGCUGAUAUCCGAAUUGAAUGAAACUUGGGAGGAGAAACUCCGGAAGACAGAGUCGAUCAGACAUGAGAGAGAACUGGCGUUGGCUGAAAUGGGGGUAGCCCUAAGGGAGGAUGGAAUCACUGUGGGCUUAUUUUCACCCAAGAAGACUCCGCACCUUGUGAAUCUGAACGAAGACCCAUUCAUGUCAGAGUGUCUCAUCUACUACAUCAAAGAGGGGAAAACCAGGUUGGUAUCAGAGAAUUGGAAAAAAGACAAAAAAUUGGUAAAAAGCUCUGAUACACGGCCAAGGGUCGGUGCGCCUUCAGCUGAUGAUGACUCCAAGGAGAUAAAGGAGAUUAAACUGAGUGGAUCUUAUAUCCAACCAGAACACUGCAUGUUUGAAAAUAAAGAGGGAGUGGUUACUCUCAUACCAUGUGAAGGUGCUAUGUGCUACGUGAACGGCCGAACAAUCACAGAACCUACAGAACUUAACGCCAGGGCGAGAGUCAUCCUUGGCAAGAACCAUGUGUUCAGGUUCAAUAACCCAGAACAAGCGAGGAAGAUGGGAGAGACGAAGAAGUCUCCAGCGGAAACCCCAACCAGUGGACAACCUGUGGACUGGUCAUUUGCACAGGUUGAGUUGCUGGAGAAACAGGGCAUAGAUCUGAGGAAGGAGAUGGAGACGCGAUUGGUGCAGAUUGAGGAACAAUACAGAAAGGAGAAAGAAGAGGCGGAUCAACUCUUUGAGCUACAAAGAAAGGAGUAUGAGAGUAAGAUCAUCUCACUCCAGGAGCAAGUAGAGCGAGUUUCCAUGAUGUCAAGCUGCACAGCAGAGGACCUGUUGUCUGAUGAUGAAGCAUUCGAAGAAUGUAAGUGGACUGAGAGAGAAUACCAGCUCGCUGAAUGGGGAUUUCGAAAAUGGAAAUAUCAUCAGUUCACGUCUCUGAGGAACUUUUCUGUCAGGAUUCACCCAACUUGGCCGUUACAGGAUGAUCUCUGGGGCAAUGCUAUAUUCCUGAAGGAAGCUAAUGCUAUUAGUGUUGAGCUCAAGAAGAAGGUUCAAUUCCAGUUCAUACUACUCACGGACACAAUCUACUCUCCUCUACAACCCGAUCUGACGCCCCCUGAAGAACGAGAUGAACCACGGCCAUUCCCUCGGACUGUCGUCGCUGUCGAGGUCCAGGACACUAAGAAUGGCGCUACACAUUAUUGGUCGCUAGAGAAACUAAGGCAACGUCUGGAACUCAUGCGUCAUAUUUACAAUGAAGACCUGUCACCUCAAACCCCUGAGGCGUCGGAAGACCCGUUUAACUGCCUUGCUGGCUGCACGAGUCAAAAAGCCAACGUUUUCAAUUUUUACAACCUGAUUCCGCAGUCAAGGCAACGUCUUGAGCUGAUGCGGGAAAUGUACCACAAUGAGGCUGAGAUGUCACCAACGUCUCCAGAGCCAAACAUCGACAGCAUGACGGGUGGCGAUCCAUUCUACGACAGAUUCCCGUGGUUUAGGCUUGUGGGGAGGGCGUUUGUUUUCCUGAGCAAUCUCUACUACCCUGUUCCCCUGGUACACCGUGUGGCCAUCGUCAGUGAGAAGGGAGACGUCAAGGGUUACAUCCGAGUCUCUGUACAAGCUGUGACUGAGAAUGAAGAGACACCACCUGGUGUCAGACAGUCAGGCAAUGCCAAGAUUAACUUCAACGACGAGGAGUACUUUGCCAAGAAAUGCGGUGUCAAGAUUGGACCCCUCUCCCGUACCAAAGCAGACGUUGCGCCCCAAGAUGAGGUCCGUAUUGUCGAGGGACAGAAAGACGACUUGAGCGGGACUAAUGAAGGAGAAGCUCUUCAAGAAAAAGAGAAGCACGAAGUUGAAAUGGAGGUCGACAAGCUAUGUGACCUUGACCUCGACGACCUUCCUGACCAUCUCCAGAUCGGGCAGACGUUCACAUUCCGUGUGACUGUUCUCCAGGCGUCCGGAAUCUCACCUGAAUAUGCCGAUAUCUUUUGUCAGUUCAACUUCCUGCACCGCCAUGAUGAGGCAUUCUCGACGGAACCUCUCAAGAACACGGGCAAAGGACCACCACUAGGCUUCUAUCACGUACAGAAUUUCACCGUGACUGUCACGAAGGCCCUGAUUGACUACGUCAAAUGCCAGCCAAUCGUAUUCGAGGUAUUUGGCCAUUACAAUGCACAUCCACUUCAUGAACAAGCCCGCGAGGUUCACCAGCCAUACCCUUCAACGACGCGUCCCCCACCCAGGCGUAACUUCCCGAUGACUCUGCCGAUCUCCAACCCCGUACCUUCCCCCAAGCUCGGCCCACUCACCAUGCCCACAUGUAGUAGCCAUGUUCACAACAAGUUCGAUCUGCUCGUCUGGUUUGAGAUCUGCGAGUUGGCGCCAAAUGGAGAAUAUCUUCCAGCCGUCGUGGACCACAGCGAAGAGAUGCCCUGCACCGGUACCUACCUUCUCCACCAGGGCAUCCAACGACGCCUUGCCAUAACCAUCGUCCACGAGAACGGACCUGACCUAAUAUGGCGUGAUGUCAAAGAGCUUGUCGUUGGCCGCAUCAGAAAUACGCCAGAUUAUCAUGACUUGGACAGCGAGAAUUCGGUACUGUCGCUGAAUCUUCUUCCUGCGCACUAUCUUCAGCAACCGAAUGAUGACAGAGUUUUCUUCCGGUUCGAGGCUGCGUGGGACAGCUCGCUGCACAACUCCCCACUCCUCAAUAUGGUGACACCGUACAGUGAGAAGAUCUACAUGACUCUCUCUGCAUAUCUGGAGGUACGCACCACUGUUGAUAACUGUGCCCAGCCAGCGUGCAUCACCAAGGACCUCUGCAUGAUCAUCUACGCCCGUGACGUCAAGAUCAACAUCCCAAGGGGUCGUUUCAGGUCCCUGAGGAAUCUGUUCGGGAGUGGCUACAAGGCGGCAGACUGCAACCGAGUGACCGGCAUCUAUGAGUUGAGCCUAAAGAAGUGUUCAGACGCAGGUGUCCAACGUCGCCAGCGUCGCGUCCUUGAUACAUCAUCACAGUAUGUACGUGGAGAAGAGAACCUCCAGGGCUGGAGACCGCGCGGAGACAGCCUCAUUCUGGACCACCAAUGGGAGCUUGAGAAACUCACACGGCUGGAGAUGGUAGAGAAGGCACGCCACAUUCUGAAUCUCCGAGAGAAGUUAACAGAACAGAACAAGACCCAAGAGCUCAGCAAGCUGGACAAGGAAGCUAGUAACAUGUUCGCCAAGGUUCGGGCGAUGAGGAAGGCUGCGGAAGCUGAUAAGGAGAAGGAUAAUAAAGAUGCUGAAGAGGGUGCCGCUAAGGUACCAAUGUCAGACAGCAUGUUCAGUCUGGAGGGUGAUGGCGAUAGGGAGAAGCAACUGACAACAAGAUGUCUCAAGUUAUUGAUGCAGGGCCGCAUACCGAUUAAUCCUAUACCUCCAAAGCUUCCCAAUGCAGAGAUAGCUGAAACGCCUACAUCAACGGAUGAGAGCGACAUCCAGUCCAGCUCGGAGUCUGAGAGGAUGGCCUGCAGUAUGACCAGUAGUACCAUGUCAGAUCAGCUCUUCAAGCCGAUUUCACCGAGCAAAGAAAUGAAAGAUUUUGUCAAGAAGUCCAAUACAAGUGACAGCCUGAGUACGACUGCGUCUGAGGCAGAGGCGAGUGCACGGAAGAAGUCACUGACGCUCCGUGACAAGGAAGAAGAUGCACCGCUGUAUGUAGCAGACGUCGAGGAGAUCCGCGUCAGUCCGGUUGUGUCGCGGCGUGGAUAUCUACACUUCUUGGAGGAGAAGACAAAUGGAUGGGUGAAGAAAUAUGUGGCUGUGAGACGUCCCUAUGUCUACUUCUACAACAACGACAAGGAUCCUGUGGAACGAGGUUUGAUCAACUUGGCGUCUGCUCAAGUCGAGUACAACGAGGAACAGCAGACGAUGUUGAAGGGUGGCGUUUAUAUCUUUCAGAAUCAUAACACGUUUUCUGUGAUGACGAAACACCGUGGAUUCCUGCUGCAGACCAUCGAAGACAAGGAUAUCCAUGACUGGCUUUACGCGAUUAACCCUCUACUUGCUGGACAAAUCAGAUCGAAACUGGCAAGAAGGAAACAGGCUCUCCAGAUAUAGGACGAAGGACGGAGGAUUUCAUUUUCCGUCUUGACUUCUUCACCCACCUUGUCUUGACAUUGUAACAUUGAGUGUUUGUGGUCAAGUGUAUACCACCAACACCUUGGUUGGCCAUGAUGGACUUGCCCAUCAGUGUCAUUAAUGGACUAAUGGUCCCAUAUUACAUAUUGGGUGUCACGGGUAGCAGAUUUAGUCGCUUGCUCAAAAGGUGGCAGUGCUUUGCACCAGCUUUGCAUUUCGUAUUGGCUUUAUUAAGAAGACUUCUAAAAAUCAUUGUUUAGCAGGAUGUCAUGUUCGGGAUCGUGGAUGAACUUGGAUAACAGUUUGUCUGCUUGUGAAGUAAUGAUUGUGGAUAUAUGUCAUCAUCUCCACUGGGAGGAUCCAUCUAUGGACGGUGUUUUCAAUCUGAACAGAGGCAGGGUGAAAUCUGGAUGAGAGGAUUUACAAUUGGUCAAACAUGUUCAUUGACUUUUGUCCGGGAGUCGACAUUGUUUUGAGGCAUACCCUUGUGAGAAUCAGCUCUGCCUAUUGGAAUGUUGAUACCCUUAUUAGAAUGGUGGCCAUGUUAACCAACUUUCUCAUUUCAUUAAGUUUUUUGGUUUCUUGUUGCAGUACAUAAUGAUCCAGUUCACUUAACGUUUGUGCAGAUCAUCUUGGCUGUUAUACCAACCUGUGUAAAUCUGUGCAAACAUUCUGUGCAGUUCAGUCAGUGCUCAAUUUGUUGACUUUUGUAUGUUAUGGUGUUCCUUGGCAUUGUCUCUACAGUUAUGUAAACAGGUGAUACCUCAUUUUGUAUUUUGUCGACCUUUUUACCAAAUCCCAACGAGCAGGCUAGUCUUAAACACACUUGAUCUCAGUUUCCAUUUUGUGACUAAUUUGCAUUCCUCAUUUUUGAUCCACCCAGCGUUUAAUCGAUGAUUUUUACGAUAACCCACCGAGAUAGUUUGCUUUGUAUGCUUUGUUCUCUAAAUGCUGCCAUCUUUGGUUCUGGUAAAUGGCCAUGGUGGUUUGUUUGGGGUGUUGGCAUAAGACUAUUGGGCGUAGGAAGGCAAACACAUGAUGGGCUACUGUCAGCCCAUGCGGGAGCUGCCCUGGUAUAGCUUACUGAUCCAUGUGAUGGUCAUAGAGCCCGAGAUUUUAGCUCAAAUCACCUCAGACUUGUUGGAACAUUCGAGGCUGUCGUGGCUCCAUCGCUGGUAUAAAGUGUCUAGUCUAAGGAUAGUAACGAGAGGGUUCUAGCUGAGAGUGAUAGGAAAAGGAAAAAGAACAAAUAGCAUGAUCAGAGCACCACCUUUAUAUAAAAUAACGUAGUUAGUCUAAUAAUACUCUGAAAAACUCUGUGAUGUUUGUGGUAUGAAUGUACGAGUUAUACAUAGUCUCACUCAACGAGUUGAAACUUAAAUAUCACUGUGAAUUUGUGAAUUGAACCAUUGAUAAUGUGAUGUUCGCAUGAGCCUGCAAGUCCCAAACAUUUUGGAUCAAAAAUCAACUAUACUCGAACUUGUAUGCGGCAUUUACUUGAGUGAGGCUAUGACAUGUUCUUUCAUCUUUAACUCUCGAUGUUAGUAAUGGCAUCCUCAUCCUGCGUACCUAUUGGACGACUGUCUAUCAUAAUCAACAUAAUGUAUUCCAAGUGUAUAUUAUUUAAAAAGCCAAUAACUGGUUAUAAGUAUAUGAUCAUGAAUUCAUGAAAUAUAUAUAUAUAAAAGAGAUAAUAUAUUUGUAUAUGUUGGUGCAGAUGUAUAUGUAUGUACAUUGUAAGGAUGGAGAAGUAUCAUGGAAAUGAUUAGUUCGAGUUACCAUGGGAACAUGACUUUCUGGGAAUGGGUAUUUAUGCAGUGCAUGGCUUUUAUGCAGUUUGUCAAACUUGUGGCUUUCUAGAAUCGCAGAUCAAAUAUAGAUGUGAAAAUGAAUAGGGAGUUUGAUCGAUCAUGUACAUUUUCCUAAGUGUUGGACUUAUAUUCGAAAGCUUAAAAAAAUUGAGGUGUACUUAGUAUGAGUACUCAGACUUUAUUGAGGACUCUUCUUGGGGCGUCUUUGAAGGCUGUCGAAGAAAUACAGUCGAUUCGCAUCAUUUGGCAGAUCAAGUUUUUUGAUUGGUUGGAAUCUUGCAAUUGGCUUGUUCCUGGUUGAGGUGUGUCCACACGGCUGUGGUGUCCGAUGAGGCCUGCUGUAUAAACGAGGACACGUUUGAUUUCCUUGGUAUUAGGACAUGAUAUGUGUACUGUAGAUAUGUAUAGUGUACUCCAGGCCAAUGUGGACCAGGUUGGCUGUACAUAAUGUACAGUAACUGUAUGGGCAACUUGUUCCAUGUUUGGUAGGCCAAAAUAACUUAUUAUUUUUUGUCUGUGAUAGGACGAUCGAGAUGGUAUAUAGAUGAUGAAAAUUGAUCAAAAGUUUGUGUAGUUGAUGAUGGACAGUAACAAUGUAGUAGGUUGAGAGUGGGGAGGGCUUCUUGCGAUAGCGUAAGAUCAUUUCGGUCCAACAUCCCUCCCCACAUUUGUUAGGAUAGUUUGUCAAUACGGCACAAGAAUACCUACUAGCAUGGGAUCAGGCAUGGGGUCUAGCAUGGGAUAACUCUUUAGGUUUUUCAAUUUCGAUAUCUCUGGAUGAAAAACCCAUGAAUUUUGAGGAUCGUUUUUGAGAGCGAGUAAUGUUACAGAUACAUGUACAUGUAGCAUAAAGUAGGAAGUUUUGCUGGAUGUAACUUCACCUUUCUUUUAAGAAAUUACUUUUAAUAAAACUGCUAUAAAAAGAUGUAUUUAAUAUAGAAUUUGAACAGAUGUAGUCGAUGAAUGGGGUCCUUUUGGUCGAGUGUUAGGCAUGUCAUAUUUGGCUGCCUUAUAGGUUCGUAUAUUCAAAUGUUGAUGCGUUAUUAAGAUUUCGGCCAGCUACCUUACUACAUUAGCCGACAGCUGGAUGAAAUGGCAGUAGAGGUUUCCCCGCUUUGCAAGUGAUCACUGUGACAACAGGGUUAACUCUCUUCCUACCAAACCAGCAUAUUGUAAGAUCACCUGGGAGCCUGGCCUGUGGAGGUGUAAGUUUUGCAAACCCUGUACUUUAAACUUGAGAAUACCACCUGUUCAUGUUAUGUGUUUAAUAUACCACAGAUUUGGUAUACCUGGGUUGCAUUUCCAAUCAAAUAUGUACAUGUACUUGUACAGUGAGUGUGACGUACUGUAAUUAGUAUGUAAAUUGUAUGUCAAAUGUCGGUAUGAAAAUGACAUUUAUUGUCAACUAUUUAUUGAAGGGUUCAUUUUAUUCAAGUUUGUUAUGUAUUUGUUUCAAGAUGAUUUCCCUGUGCUGUGAGUGGUACAUUUUGCCUUGACUAGAACUAAGAGAACGAGACAUAGAACUGUGGAUAUUAUGCAGCUUUAGUAAGGUGAAACAAUCUGAAAGCUUAUCAAGUUUGCAAGUCUCUAUCUAGAAAAGUGGAGAAUUAGGGAUCGGGGGGGGGGGGGGGGGUUAGGGUAUGCAACUUGGGAAAAUUGAAUUCAGAUUGAAUCGAUUUGGCUCUGGAGACAAGAUCACUGGAUACAAUCAAGCAAGUUAUUAUUUGAAUUGGUUCUGAUUUUGUUAUUGUUGAGAUUUUAUUUUACUUUGUGCAAAUAAUGAGCGCAUUUAUGAGAAGGGCAGAAACCCAAGAUCUAAUUUGUAAAUACCGGUAGUUGGAAACGACACGAGGUUUUAGCUGUGAUCAAGAAAAGUGAUGAAAAAAGGUGGAAUAGGUAAUCAGUGUAACCAUAGCAACUGUGCUUGUUAUGGUAGCCAUUUAUGCUGGCAGUUGUUGUUCAAGUUGCCAUGACAACAUUAACAAAGUCAAAUUUUCUUUUUAGAUCUCAGUUUUCUUUUUAUUUAUUACGGCAUUAUAUUCAUUCGACAGAAUUUUUUUAAAAUUUGUUAGUGGGGCUUUUGGCCACAUAUUUGAACAAUGGACUGUCUAGUCCCAUAACCAAUAGUUUGAUUCCCUUUCUUGAGCUAGUUCAUCUGUACAGGCGAGGGAUAUUGAGGUAUGUGAAAGUUUGGUCUAGCUGCUAGGCCUUCAUUACCAGUUCAGGUUGUCUGAAUGAGUUGUCUGUCCUCAACAUAGGACCUUCUUUUUACAGGGAGCUCGGACAAACUUAGGUUAAAAAACUAAUUUAGUUGCAUUUAUUAUGUUAAAGAUAUUUAUUGAGAAGAUGCUAGUCAUAAUUAUCUGUGAUGGGAGCAAGUGACGAAUUGGUAUCUUAGUAGUUGAGAUUUCUAAAUGGUGGCACCACUGACUUGGAAAGAUUUCCUUAUGCCAGUUGGUCUCUUUCCAGGGAAGUGGGGCUGUAAAACUCCUAGAAAUAGAAGUGCCAGUGGUCAAAUAUAUUUCAGCUUUUUAGAUGAGGAUUUUGUAAUUUAACGUUUUGUCAAUUCUGCACGAGCCAAAGUCUUGUCUCUGGUCUUUAACCAAAGCAUGAGUUCAACCAAACGCCAGACAUUCUCCGGUCGUAUUAGUUGCAUAACUGAUAUUCUAAUUUCUGAGACAGUGGCGCCACCAUCUUACAAUGUACUUAUAUAUUGGCGGUGCAAGAUAUUACGCUUCAUAUCCACCAGUAAAUGUCUGUCGUCUACUGUUGAAUCAUAUGUUGUUACUCGUCAUCACUGUCUAACGUAGAUGAAGCCAGAAUCAGAUGAUGUUUCAGUUUGUGCUGAUCUAUGUUCUGAAUAUGUCAUAUAAAAAAUAAAACACCAUGAGCAUGAA